Molecule: messenger RNA, 2108 nt
Organism: Condylura cristata (star-nosed mole)
Lineage: Eukaryota; Metazoa; Chordata; Mammalia; Eulipotyphla; Talpidae
Gene: DUSP15
Product: dual specificity phosphatase 15
Exons: 7
Coding region: 102-809 (235 amino acids)
Biological process (GO): transforming growth factor beta receptor signaling pathway; regulation of cell population proliferation; protein dephosphorylation
Cellular component (GO): cytosol
Molecular function (GO): protein tyrosine/serine/threonine phosphatase activity
Source: RefSeq, a predicted model, not a curated record
CCAGGCUGCAGGUGCCGGGCCUGGGCCAGCAGGACAGCUGCGACCCGAGCGCUCCCCGGGCGGCGAGCUGGGGGUGCGCCCGGACCCCCGCCCCCGGGAUCAUGGGGAAUGGCAUGACCAAGGUACUUCCUGGACUCUACCUCGGAAACUUCAUCGAUGCCAAAGACUUGGAUCAGCUGGGCCGAAAUAAGAUCACACAUAUCAUCUCCAUCCAUGAGUCACCCCAGCCUCUGCUGCAGGACAUAACCUACCUUCGCAUCCCAGUGGCUGACACCCCUGAGGUCCCCAUCAAAAGGCACUUCAAAGAAUGUAUCAACUUCAUCCACUGCUGCCGCCUCAAUGGGGGGAACUGCCUUGUACACUGCUUUGCAGGCAUCUCCCGCAGCACCACUGUCGUGACCGCGUACGUGAUGACGGUGACUGGGCUAGGCUGGCGGGACGUGCUCGAAGCUAUCAAGUCCUCCAGGCCCAUCGCCAACCCCAACCCAGGAUUUAGGCAGCAGCUUGAAGAGUUUGGCUGGGGCAAUUCCCGGAAGCUUCGCCGGCUGCUGGAGGAGCGCUUCGGAGAGAGCCCUUUCCGCGACGAGGAGGAGGUGCGCGCGCUGCUGCCGCUGUGCAAGCGCUGCCGGCCGGGCCCAGCAACCUCGGCCUCCACCACGUCGUCGCACCCCUCUGCCUCCGAGGGAACCCUGCAGCGCCUGGUGCAGCGCGCACCGCGGGACACCCACCGGCCGCUGCCGCUGCUGGCGCGCGUCAAGCAGACUUUCUCCUGCCUCCCGCGGUGCCUGUCCCGCAAAGGCGGCAAGUGAGGGUCCGCGCAAGCAAGCAGCAAACGAGGAUCCCGCCUUGCCUUGGCUCCCCUCCUCCCCACUGGUCCCCUUUGGGGGUGUCUGAGACGGCCUAGGGCCUGUGGGAGCCCUGCAGCGGCUCUGUCCCCCACCCUCACCCCCCUGCCCGCCUGGCUUGCCUGCACCUGCAGUCAGUGUGUUCUCCGUGUGUGUCUCUGGGUUUGAGCUGGCCUGCUGCAGUCACCUGGUGCCUUAGUCCCUGGGCCGGGUGAGGGGGCACCCGGGUCCUUGAAGGCAGCGGGAGUGUGAGGGGGGCGGGAGGGGGUUGGUGGGCCUGGAAGAUAUUAAAGAGACACAGAAGUUACCUGUCUGAGAGGCUCCCAGUCAUUCAGCAAGGUCAAGGCAGGAGCCCUUGCAGCCCCUGGGGCCCCAGCAGCCUGCACUCUGCAGUGCUGACCUCCGAGUCUAUACCCACUAUACCACCCCUCCGCUCCCGUGGUACCCCCUCCCAUCUCUCUCCUGAGCCCUGAUCUCCAGGCCAGGGCCCUGAGUCCCUCCUCUGGACCAACACUCUUCUCUCUGAACCCCUCCCUCUCCAUCCACUUCCUGAGUCCCUCCUCACCCCCCAUAAGUGAAGACCAGCUGUCGUAGUGCCUCACACCUGACCUUUUACAUGGAGGAGUCCACUUCAUCCUGAAGGAAGAAACUGAGGCUCAGAGAAGUCAGCUGCUUGCCCAGCGCACACAGCUGACGCAAGAGAGGCUGGAUUUGAAGCUAAGUGAUCUGAGUCCUGUGACGCUGUUAGGAAGCAGCUUCUUCUGGUCUUGGAGGUUACUGGUGAGAAGGAGCUUCUGCCCGGUAGAGUUUAAAGGCAGGACAGAAGGCUGAGGAUGGAGGGCCUCCCAGCAGCCAUAAACCAACAGACUAUUCCGAGGAUGACAGAGGUCACAAGAGCAGAUUAUUUUCCUGAACUGAAAUUAAACUAGGGCUGAGAAACAAGUAUAAGCUAUAGUCACCCACAUGGAGUUCUUAUGAAUCCCUAAGCACUGUGGUCAGGGCUGUUGGGGAGGCCCAGAUUUCAGCACUGGGGGGUCAGGGUGAGGCAAAGUAACCUUCAUCUGCGGUACUCCAACUUCUCACUCCACAGUCAUUCAUUCACCCGUGUGCCAGACAUUGGGGGAACAUCAGUGACAAAUCCGCUGCCCUCUUGGUGCUGACAUUCUCGUGUGAAAGGCACCAGAGAAGCAAAGAAACAAAAGAAACUGUGUCAGGCGGAGGGAACUGUAAGAAGGUCCUGAGCAGAAUUGUACGCCGGAGCAA